Messenger RNA from Eutrema salsugineum, 1047 nucleotides. RefSeq names its product putative RING-H2 finger protein ATL37. The transcript has a single exon. Lineage: Eukaryota; Viridiplantae; Streptophyta; Magnoliopsida; Brassicales; Brassicaceae. The record is from RefSeq and is a predicted model, not a curated record. The coding region runs from base 1 to 1047 and encodes 348 amino acids.
AUGACUAUCUUCACGAGAGAUCUUAGCCAUCAGAUCGUAAUAUGUGUUAUAUUGCCGCUCUUAUUUUUCCAACUCUUGCCUUACGUAGCCUGCCAGCAAUCUUCCGAAUCCACAGACCCCGAUAGUACAACCAAGGUCACGGCACAAUCGGUAAUCGGAAUUAUUUUACUUUCUAUGUUUCUCUUAAGUAUAGUCGGAUGCUGCUUGUUCUAUGCAUUUCACGAUUCAGAGAUUGAGGCGAGAAGCCAUGUAGUGUUGCACACUAGACCAAGCCGUGGACUCGAGAAAAAUGUGAUAGAGUCAUUUCCGUUUUUCCUUUACUCGGAGGUUAAAGGGCUAAAGAUAGGCAAAGGCGGAGUGGAAUGUGCAAUUUGUCUAAACGAGUUUGAGGAUAAAGAGACGCUACGUUGGAUGCCUCCUUGUAGCCACACUUUCCAUGCUGAUUGCAUCGACGUGUGGCUCUCUUCUCGGUCCACAUGUCCGGUCUGCCGUGCGACUCUGUCUCUAAAACCCGGCGAGAGCUUUCCAUAUCCGAGCAUGGAUGUUGAAACGGGGAAUGCACAGAGAGGCCUUAUCGAAUCCCACGAUGACAUAAGCUUGGUAAUUGAUAAUGUGACAUGGAACAACAAUGCGGACUAUAGAACACCUCGGUCAAGAUCUACAGGGUUAUUGUCGAGCUGGCGUAUGGGUGAGAUAUUCGUGCCUAGAUCUCAUUCGACAGGACAUUCAUUGGUUAAAGUAUGUGAGAAUCUAGAAAGAUUCACGCUGCAGUUACCAGAAGAGGUGCGAAGAGAAAUCGUUAGCUUGAACCUAAUAAGGAGAAGCCACAUUGCCUUGCCUCAAGCCAGGAGUUCGAGACAGGGCUACAGGAGCGGCAGCGUUGGGAGCGAGAGAAGUGGUUUCUCUCAGGGACGACAAACGCUUCGGCGAGCCAUAUCUAUGUCUUUCUCUUUACAAGCUUCUUCUGUUCGGUCCACACGUGGCAAAGACGUCCGAGACACUUCCCAAGAUUCUGGUGAAAGGUCAUUUCAACGCCUAAUGCCAUAA